Messenger RNA from Nezara viridula (southern green stink bug), 2280 nucleotides. Lineage: Eukaryota; Metazoa; Arthropoda; Insecta; Hemiptera; Pentatomidae. The record is from the annotation of a GenBank genome assembly.
AUGGCAGUUGUUAUAGAAACAACUUUAGGUGAUAUAACUGUUGAUUUAUUCAUCGAAGAAAGACCUCAAACAUGUAAAAACUUCCUGAAGUUGUGUAAAGUCAAGUAUUACAACUUCUGCCUGUUUCAUACCAUUCAACCUAACUUCAUCGCUCAAACAGGAGAUCCAACUGGAAUUGGAAAUGGAGGAGAAUCUGUUUUUGGACUUGUAUAUGGUGAGGAAUCAAAAUACUAUGAAGCUGAAAAAAUGCCUAAAAUCAAACACAGCAAACCAGGGUUGUUGUCUAUGGUCAAUUAUGGCAAUAACAUGCUAGGAUCUCAGUUCUUCGUCACUCUUGGAACCGAACUGAAAUCCUUAGAGGAACACUGUGUUUUUGCUGAAGUUACUGAAGGCCAUGAUAUUCUUAUUAAACUGAAUGAUGCUAUUUGCGACAGUCAACAUAGACCUUAUCAAGAUAUCAGGAUCACCCAUACUGUUAUUCUUGAGGAUCCUUUCGAUGAUCUACCUGGUCUUUUGAUUCCUGAUGCUUCUCCUGAUUUAUCAUCUAUUCAAGCUUCGAAUGGUAGGAUUGGAGCUGAUGAAAAAAUCAAUGACGAAGAGGGUCUGUCUGAAGUCCAGUUACAAGAAAUUAAAGCGGAUAGGGAGGCAAAAGCUAGAGCUACUAUUUUAGAAAUCGUUGGAGACCUUCCUCAUGCUGAUGUAGCUCCUCCUGAAAAUGUGCUGUUUGUCUGUAAAUUGAAUCCUGUUACUACGGAUGAAGACUUAGAAAUCCUUUUUGGGAGGUUUGGUAAAGUUAAGAGCUGUGAAGUUAUCCGUGACCAUCAAACUGGCGACUCUCUACAAUAUGCCUUUGUAGAAUUCGAAGAUCAAAAAUCCUGUGAGCAAGCCUACUUGAAAAUGGAUAACGUUCUAAUUGAUGACCGUAGAAUACACGUCGACUUCAGUCAAAGCGUAUCAAAAAUAAAGUGGAGAGGGAAAGGUCUUGGAGUACAAUAUAUUGAAAAGCCUGAAGAAAAGGAUAACUCUAGGAGUGUGGAUCGUCAUGGAUCUAGCAAAAAAGAUUAUUAUAGAGAUAGAGAAAGGGAUAGAGACAGAGAUAGAAAUGAUAGACGAAGAGACGAUGACAGAAGACGGAGAACUGAUAGAGAUGCUGAUGAUUACCGAAGGCGAGAAAGAAGGAAAGGUGAUGACUCUCGUCGUAGGGAUGAUGACAAUUGGAGAGACAGAGGGGAAGAAGAUAGAUAUGAUGAAGAUAGAAAGAGGAGAGAGUUGAGGGAAGAAAGAAGACGUGAAGAAGAGAGGAAGUAUAGCAGCAGACGUGAAGAACGUAGUAGAAGGGAUGAAGAUAGGAGACGAGAUGGUGAUAAAGAUAAAAGACGUAAUGGAACAGAUAAAAAAGAUUCAACUACAUCCAGUUCUAGACGUGGUGAACAUCAUAAUGAUGAUAGAAAAAAUGAAAAAGCAGAAAGCAGUAAAAGCAAGGAAGUACAUGAAGCCAAAGAGGAGUCGAAACAUGAUUCCUCUCGCCAAAAUAAAGAAAAAGUUGAGAAGAUAGAUUCCAAAACCAAGGAUUUGGCUUCAUCAAGUAAUUCACAUAGUAAAGUCAAGGAAGAAGUAGUGCAAAAAGAAGAAAUUGAGCCGAAGAAUAACUCAGAGGAAGCCCAACCAAAGGUAGUUGUUGAAACUGACCGAUCUCUUUUAGACAGUAGUGUUGAAAAUAUGACACCUGAAAAAGGGAGUACAUCAGCGAUAAAAGAUAAGAAAAAAAAGAAAAGAAAGCCCAGCACAUCUAGUGAGAGUACUUCUAGUAAUAGUGACGAUUCUUCCAGCUCUUCUUCUUCUCUUGAUCAAAGGAGGAAGCGCAAACAUAAUGUCACUGUUGCUAAAAAAUAUUAUCAUAGAGGAAAGUUGGUAAAGAUUAUCAAGAAAAAGAAAAAUGAUUCUUCAGAUUCAGAAAGCUCUGAAGAGAGUUCAGAUUCAGACAGAAAGAGAAGAAAAACUAAGUAUAAAAAAAUAGUUAAAGUGAUAAAAAAAAGGAGGCGCACAAGUACCGACGACAGUGACAGUGAUACUUCAAGCUCUGAAGAUACUGAUUCAAGUCGACCAAGAAAGAAAAAGAGGAAAAAUGAUAAAAAUCUGAAAAAGAAGAAAAAAGAGAGUAAAAAAAAGAAAAAGAAAAAAAAUGAUCCUAGUGAAUCAUCUUUUUCCGAAGAUGAUAAAUUAAAAAGAAAAGGAAAAUCAUUAGAUGUCAAAAAACAAAAAAAAGAAUUGAGUGACUGA